AUGUCGCUACCUUUGAGCCUCUUUCUUGGUGGUUGCGUUGUCGCCAUUCCGGUCGUGACAGGUAUCGCGGAGGGCGUUGAGUACCAAAAGAAACAAAAUGAAGAGGCCGCGAACGAAACGCGCAUGAUCAAAUUCAACCUGCUUGUCAAUUGCGACUCCAAGGAUCCUAUCGCGAAGGACGAGGUUGAUUAUGGAACCGUCAUAUUGAGACACGACAAGGCCUGGGUGGUACCGCGCGACGACGACGGAAAGCCAUUGCCUCCGGACGAUAGCAAAGAGAUGAAUCCACCGAUGCAUGCUUUUGCUGGCUUCUAUAUCCAGUAUCCAGAUGAUUCAAGAUGUCCACCGGAAAGAGGACUGGUCAGCACGAUCAGUGAUGAUCCGCCAAUGUUGAACUGGGUCUAUUGUGACAAGGAUACAUAUGAGCUGAAGUACAGCAAUCGGAGUGGAUCCAUUGAGCACAUCGUAGGGGUAUGGGACUGGACACAAGAUGAACGCAUGAUGCUUUUCGAUGGUUGGGAAGGCUUCGUUGCGAUCGAUGAGUGGGAUGGAGCUGAUGAAGACAACUCUACGCCAUGGGGUCGAGAAGGAUUACGCUGGGCUUUGUACUUUGACCUGGAAGACAACGGACUGAAAGGUCGAAGAAAAGACAGGGAUAUGUUUGAAGUUGCGCUUGAAAGAAAGAUACAGAGUGCUGAAGAUCAGUUAAAGCAGCUGGAAGAAGCAGAAAAGAAGAUGCAAGUCAAGAGCAGAGGUGGACUGAGUACGCAGUUCUCAGCACCUGCACGAGAAAGAACCAAAGAGUGGGAGAAUAAGUUUGGUGAAGGAGCAAGAAGGGAAAGCGCCUCGUGA
This is a messenger RNA of Ascochyta rabiei, 852 nucleotides long. RefSeq lists its product as uncharacterized. Lineage: Eukaryota; Fungi; Ascomycota; Dothideomycetes; Pleosporales; Didymellaceae. The record is from RefSeq and is a predicted model, not a curated record. The transcript has a single exon. Bases 1 to 852 code for a protein of 283 amino acids.